GCCAGUUUAGGGAGAGCUUUUUUCUGUCACAAGCCGCCUGAAUAUUUGAUGUUUGCGCGAGCUUUAAACUCAAGGUGAAGUUAAGCAUGAAGUUUGUUGCGCUUGUUAGUGGUGGGAAAGACAGCAUAUAUAACAUAAUGGAGUGUGUAGUACAUAACCACGAACUAGUCGCACUUGUCAAUUUGUGCCCUUCAAACUGCGAAGAUAGCGAGACUAUUGAGAUUGACAGUUUCAUGUAUCAAAGUGUGGGAAGCGAAUCGUUGAACUCAUUUCUGAGGCAUUGGGUGUCCUGUGUUUCGAAUGCGGAUACAAGGGCACUCACGAUGCAAGCGUCUGUUGUAUCAUGAAUGUCACAACGACGAGGUUGAAGAUUUGUAUGGCAUAUUGUCUCGAGUAUUGUCUGAAUUUCCAGAUAUAACUGCUGUAUCCAGUGGUGCCAUACUUUCUGAUUAUCAACGUUACCGUGUUGAGAACGUAGCUUAUAGACUGGGCUUGCGUUCACUGUGUUUUUUAUGGCAGAGGUCACAGGAAGAAUUACUGGAAGACAUCAUAUCAGCGCGCAUAGAAGCCCUUAUAAUCAAGGUAGCUUCUUUGGACUGACUAUUGGCGACUUUCUUGGGUUUCGUAUAAACGAUGUCGCAACAAAGCUUCACCAGUUGUCGGUUCCUCCCUGGUCUCUAAACGUCUGUGGAGAAGGUGGAGAGUUCGAAACAGUCACGCUAGACUGCCCAAUGUAUCGCAGCAGAAUUAGGCUGGUGUCUGAACCUGAAGUAGUGGUGCAUUCUAAAGAUCCAUUUUCGCCAACUGCUUAUCUCCGUUUGAAAAAUCUGGUAUUGGAGGCUAAACCAUUAGACGAAGUUUACCAAACGGCAGAACAACUUUUAUCUCUAGAACGAAUUCACACUAAUGAUCAAAGUAGUUCCUGUGUAUCAAAUCGUCGUCCAUUUAUUUCUCCAUUUAAGAGAUUAGAAGAUAUACAAUUAAAAACAUGUGAAGAAAUUAGAGGUGACAUUGUUUGUACAGUAUUUCCGAAAAGAAAUAGUGAUGAUGGAGGUAAUAAUAGUAAGAAACACAAUCACCGGGGAUUCGAUAAAACAAAUCUAAAGUCAAUUAAAAACGUUGGUAGACGUUUAAGCAAUGAAAUAUGGAUAACGUCAAAUUAUUCUUCUACAAGUGAGAGUUUGCAUAAAAUUCAUGAAGCAACAGAAAAUGCAUUUCUUCAAAUGAAAAGUGUAUUCGCUUCGAAUGGGAUUAGACCUCAACAGAUUUUGCAGAUCAUUGCCGUUUUAAACCAGUCUCUGUCUUCAGAUGUAUUCAACACAUUCAAUAAAGCUUAUGCUCUCCAGUUGGACAGGUGGUUACGUGAAGAUGUGAAUAAUAAAACCAGCCGGGAACAUGAAGUUGUUUCUUCAUAUAUGCCAACACGUGUAUGUAUUUGCAUGAAUUCUAUAUCACAUGAAAUCUCUGUACAUUCCAAGGAGGCUUUUUGCGUUAACUUGUCUGCUAUAAUCUAUUAUGGUAAUGUGGAUAUCUGUGGGUGGAUUGACUCCCUUCGAGGUUUGUAUGUUCAGUCAAUUUCACAUUGGGCUCCAGCUAAUAUUGGACCGUAUAGUCAAGCAAUAGCUGUCCCCUUGUCCUUUGUUCAAUCAGAUGAUUGUUCAUCUCCUUCAAGUACAGAGUACUUCACAUUCUACUCUGGUCAGAUUGGUCUAAUUCCUGAACUGGAAGUGCUUCCAUCCCAAAAUGAUCAUUUUAUGAAUAGUUUCUGAAGCAUCAGCCAUUGAGUCUUGGCUUGCCAUACGACAUUGUCAUCGUCUAAUGAAGUACAUGUCAAUCUCUGAAUUGUGGAUGAAUUUAUUCCUUGGGAUUUGUUAUGCCACUAAUGACGAUUCUAUGACUCUAGCUCGAAACCAUUUCCAUCUCGUUGUUUGUGUACCAGCUUUAUUAAAUGCAGACUCUCAUGAAAUAUGUUACUGUAGUAAAUGUGUUGUGUGGCUUAUCGUUUCUGGUCUACCUAAAGAUGCUGUAGUUGAAUGGCAAUGGAUAACUGGACCAUUCACAUCUUUGAUUACCACAUCGAGUAACACAGUGGUUCAUGACGAUCCAACCAUCCCAUCGAACACUUUCAUGUUGUUCUAUCAGUAUGAUUAUUACCGAUUGAAUAAACAGAAACUGUCGAAAUUGCUUGGUAACUAUACCGGAUUUGUAUUGCCUGUUGUAAAGUUCGAUAAUCCUUCUGUAAAUGCUGUUUUCGUUUCUGUACAGAAUAAAUACUUAUCACAAUGAA
Messenger RNA from Heterobilharzia americana, 2287 nucleotides. NCBI's taxonomy places the organism in Eukaryota, Metazoa, Platyhelminthes, Trematoda, Strigeidida, Schistosomatidae. The record is from the annotation of a GenBank genome assembly.